Talaromyces marneffei is the source of this 714-nucleotide messenger RNA. RefSeq lists its product as uncharacterized. NCBI's taxonomy places the organism in Eukaryota, Fungi, Ascomycota, Eurotiomycetes, Eurotiales, Trichocomaceae. Bases 1 to 714 code for a protein of 237 amino acids. Gene Ontology annotation, molecular function: structural molecule activity; protein homodimerization activity. Gene Ontology annotation, cellular component: ESCRT II complex. The transcript has 3 exons. Gene Ontology annotation, biological process: protein transport to vacuole involved in ubiquitin-dependent protein catabolic process via the multivesicular body sorting pathway. The record is from RefSeq and is a predicted model, not a curated record.
AUGUCAAUAAACUCCCCGGCAAACUCCUUCCUCUCCGCGCCAACAACGGCAGCCAGCGUCCUCACACCAGCCAGCACCAUCUCAUCCUCAAUAAGAACACUGUCCAACGAUCCUUCAACAACCACUCGCCCCCGGACCACAACCGCCUCCGGCUAUACAUUCCCCGAAGUGUACGACUGGCCCGCCUUCUUCACCCUACAACCCAACGCCCAAACCCGGCAGGCGCAAAUGCGCCGUUGGGCAAACCUCGUCUCCGACUGGUGUCGGUAUCAUCGCACAUUUCGACUCUCAUUAACUGAGGCUGUUGAGUCGCCGCUAUUCUGUAAUGCGAAGAUGCGGAAACGUGUAGCCUUGCAGGAGGCGAGGGAGAUUGUGGAUUGGAUGGUGAUGCCGCAGGAGGAUGGGGGUGGUGGGAGGAGGGCGGAAUGGGUUCCUGCGGCUACGGCGGGGGGAGGGAGUGAGAAAACUAUUGCGUGGAUUUGGUGGAGGAGACCGGAGGAGUGGGCGAAGUUGAUUGCGGAUUGGGUCGAGGAAACGGCGCAGAAGAAUACCGUUUUGACGGUUUAUGAACUGAUACAUGGAGAGGCUACUACAUCGCAAGAAUUCCAUGGCAUGGAUUCCGAUGUCAUGCUCAAAUCCUUGAACGUCCUCGUCAAAAGCGGCAAGGCUCAAGUGUUCGGAAACGACGAUGAAAAGGGCGUCAAGUUCUUCUGA